AUGCAAUCCGCUCGCCGCUUCACGUACACCAUCGUCGGCGACGCAGGUGUCGGGAAGACGUGCCUGGAGCGGCAGUUCACGUCCAGGACGUUCCAGGAGGUGCACGAUCUCACCAUCGGCGUUGAGUUCAGCACGCGCACCAUCAACGUCGACGACAAGCGCAUAAAGCUUGACAUCUGUGACACGGCUGGCCACGAAGCGUUCGUACCUAUUACUAAGCAAUUCUACUGCGGAGCUGCUUGUAUCAUUUUGGUUUAUGACAUCACAAGGAGGGAGACUUUUGAUCAUAUAGCUAUAUUGCUUGAAAGAGCAAGAGAGCUAUCGAGAGCCGGCGUAACAUUGGCGCUGAUCGGAAACAAAUGCGAUCUGUCUCACAUGCGUGCGGUCAGCUACGAGGAAGGGCGGGAGUUCGCCAAGAGGCACGAUCUCGUGUUUAUGGAGACCUCUGCAAAAACCACACAAAAUGUUGAUGAGGCAUUCAUUCUGGCCGCGGAAAGAAUAUACAAGAAAGUCCAAGUUGGUGUCCUUGACUUACCUGAAAAGGUCUGUUUAAGUGCUUGCCUUGUCCAAUAUGCAGGCAAGGCAAAAGAUUGGCUAUCAACUGGUUGGCAACCAACUUACUUUGCCAGUCUCUCGAAACUUCGCAAUCUUUGGCAAGCCUUGGAGUUGUCAAAUCUAGGCAUGCCAAUAUGCUGGAUAGCCAAUUUUUGGCACAAAAUGGGUCGAUGGAAGUAG
This is a messenger RNA of Triticum turgidum subsp. durum (durum wheat), 735 nucleotides long. The record is from the annotation of a GenBank genome assembly. Lineage: Eukaryota; Viridiplantae; Streptophyta; Magnoliopsida; Poales; Poaceae.